ACGGGACAGAUCAUCAAAAAUUUAAGCGAACCUGCAAUGUCACCAGACUUGCUCUAAGUCUGUUGCAGAGAACAAAUUUAAAUUUAGUACUGUGGCACUGAAAUUUUUAGUCAAAUGAAAACUUUGUCGAAGAAAACUGUCAGAAAUUGUGUAAUGGGGGAUAUAUAUAGAAAGGGAUCAUUUCACUCCAACUCCAAACCCCAGCAGCGUUUUUUAACUUCGCAGCGACAGCGGCCUCGCCACACGCCUCCUCCAGAGUUAUUUUUUUUUUUUUACUCUCUGAUAUAUUCUUACUUAUUUGUUCAUGGCUGAACACAUCACAUCAUUUUCAUGUUUUUGGGAGUACUUGAAAAGGGCCAAUGGCCUUUUGACCAAAUCUUUUCUCACCCCUAAAAACAAGCAAAAGGCUGGAGAGUGAGGUUACAUUAUUAAUCUUGUAUGUCCUAUAUUGUUAGGAUACCAACAGCUGGUUUGUGCUUGUGAUAGUGCAGAUAGCUUUACUGUGUGUAUCUUGUAACGUGUAGCUACAGUAAUCAAGCAUGUGCUGUUACUGUAAUUGAGCAUGUGCUUAAUAUGCUUUUAGAGAUGAGGUAGUUAAGGGUAGUUAAAAGUCUGUAUGGCUGGUUUGUAGAUUCUGUCAGAUGCUAGUAUAAAGGAGCACUGAAUUGUAAAGGGGCAUUUCAUUUAAUGAAUAAGCUGAUUUAUGUGUUCGGCAGCAUUAAUCACCCAGGGGUCUAACUUUUCUCAUUUUAUACAUUUGUGUGUUUGAGUGACUUUAGGGUUACUUAGGGGACCUGAUUUUGUAUAUUUUGUGUGUUGGAAUGACUUUAAUAUAGGCUUUUUUUAAUGCCUUACCUCCUUUGUUUUUGGAUUGUAGUACAGGUUGGUCAUUAUAUCUCUAACAGAUUCUAUAUAUGCCAAGUUAUCCACCAAUUGCGAAGCAUGCAAGUGAAAUAAGAAAUAAGAGUGGUGUGUAGUGUGUGCAGCAAAGUGGUGUGUAGCAAACCAAGAAACUCAACAAAGCUUUCUCUUUCUUUCUCAAAAAAAAAAAGAAACUCAACAAAGGAAGGAGUAAUGCCGUCUCGUAGUGAAAAUUUCAGCCUUUCAGGACCAAAUCCCAGAGUUGAUAUUAACUGGAACGAUGUAAAAUACAGAAGAUUGGUUAUUGCCUGUUUGGUUAAUGGAGUGUACAUUCUUGAAAGUGACCGCCAGCAGAACCGUGAUGAAAUUGAGGCUCUUGCAACACCUUGGUGGGAAUCCUUCCAUUUCCAACUACAUCACAAGCUCGUAGACAAUAAUGAUUCCAUAUUCGGUGCCAUUUAUGAAUACAAAUACCCUAAUCCUGCUCCAAGCUUUCCACAAUAUGUUAUUGCCUUCCGAGGAACACUCAUGAAAAAGGAGACAGUGUUACGUGACGGCAAAUUAAACUUCAAGUGCUUCUAUAACAAACUUCACAAGAGUUCCAGCUUUCAACUUGCAAUGGAUUGUGUUCUGGUUACUAUGUCUGGAGGUGCAAGGGUGUGGUUAGCUGGACAUUCUCCGGGGUCAGCUAUGGCAUUGCUUGCAGGAAAGAACAUGGCCAAGAUGGGUUACUUUCUUGAAACUUAUCUUUUUAAUCCUCCAUUCUUAUAUUUCCCCAUGGAGGCAGCUAUCAAGGAUACAAUAGUGAAGUUUGUUAUCCGCUGUGCAAGUAGUGUUGUCAGUGCAGGCCUGAGUCGUGAUGUAAAUGGUCGCCAACAUCAUGAGACUGAAGAUCAUGAACCUUUUAAUGUUCCGCUAUCUUCCUGGAUUCCUUACCUUUUUGUGAAUCCACAUUAUCCUAUUUGUUCAGAAUAUAUUGGAUAUUUUGAACAGAGGAAGAAGAUGAGGGCAAAAAUACUUGGAGGAAUUGAUAGGUUUUUAACAAAGAGUUGCAUGGAUUCAGGCUCAGAACCACUGAAUCUCAUUCCUUCAGCAGAUCUGACUAUCAAUAGGUGUCAAUUGACUGAAUUCCAAGGACCCUUUUGUAAGUAUAAAAAAUUUAAAAGAGCUCAUGGAAUUCAACAGUGGUGGAAUUAUGUUCCCUGUGAUUCUCUGCGUUAUGAGUACAACGCUACAAACUAUGUUGAAUGAAGCAGCUACUGUGUAAAACAGGCCCAAAAGACUUGUCAAUGCAGCAGUCCAGACUCAAAAUAUGAGGAGGAAGAAUGGGAGAAAGUAUCUCAUAAGAGUCAUGAGAACAAUGUUUCAAUGACAUGUGGGUUCCACAUGCAUGAAACCCACAUGCCCUAUUGGUCUUAUACAAGGUUUUUUUGCAGAAUGGAUAUUGGCAUUGUGUUACGGAUAAGAGCUGAAGAUAAUCCAGCUGUCCAUAACAGCUGCUGAGGUUAAUCCAGCUGUCUAGAGUAGCUGUGAUAAUCUCCAAGACGAAUUACAAAUUGUAGAUAGGAUCUACUGAAGAUAGGAUAAGAUGAAGUUGUUUGUAAUUCAAACUCUUUUAUAUUUUGAAUCUCUGUAUUUGCACAAUCCUAUAUAAAUGAAAAGUCCUAAGCCGAAUUG
Molecule: messenger RNA, 2538 nt
Organism: Quercus robur (English oak)
Lineage: Eukaryota; Viridiplantae; Streptophyta; Magnoliopsida; Fagales; Fagaceae
Product: GDSL esterase/lipase At4g10955-like
Exons: 3
Coding region: 1075-2112 (345 amino acids)
Source: RefSeq, a predicted model, not a curated record